CGCCACUUGACGCCAGUUCAGGGUAGAUGAUCAGCCUGUCCGUGUCAGGGGCUGGGUUUCUCUUUUAUGCAAGAAGAGGAAAAAAAAUAGCUUGAGUUUCUAGCAUGACGGGACAAAGACACUGAGUGACCACUGAUAAAUAAUGUUUUUUAAAAAAAGCUUUUAGAACCAUGGCCAUAAGGGAGCUCAAAGUUUGCCUUUUAGGGGACACUGGAGUUGGGAAAUCCAGCAUUGUGUGCCGAUUUGUUCAGGAUCAUUUUGACCACAACAUAAGUCCCACAAUAGGAGCAUCAUUCCUGACCAAAACAGUGCCAUGUGGAAAUGAACUGCACAAAUUUCUGAUCUGGGAUACAGCCGGACAGGAACGGUUUCACUCAUUAGCUCCAAUGUACUACAGAGGAUCGGCUGCUGCGGUCAUCGUCUAUGACAUUACGAAACUGGACUCUUUCCAGACACUGAAGAAAUGGGUGAAGGAGCUGAAAGAACAUGGCCCGGAGGACAUUGUUGUAGCCAUAGCAGGAAACAAGAAUGACUUAGGAGACAUCAGGGAAGUUCCUAUGAAGGAAGCUAAGGAGUUUGCUGAAUCAAUUGCAGCUAUUUUCAUCGAGACGAGCGCCAGAAAUGCUGUCAAUGUUGAGGAGCUCUUUCAGAAAAUCAGUAAACAGAUUCCACCGCUGGAAAACCCUGAGGUGGACUCCAACGAGUCCUUCAAACUCACCAGGCAGCCUGCUCCGUCCACCAGGAGGUGCUGCUAGUACCAGCAGUGGCUGAUAAGAUUACUUCCUUCAAGCCCAUGGACUCCACCAGCACGGCACACAGUCCACACUGCACACAGUGUCUUACUCCUGAGCAAGACAAGACAGUGGACAGACAAGAGGUCAGCUUGCACGUGUGGCCACCUGCAACCUGAAACACCUGCCAGCAGCAUUUUAUGUGUCAGUGCACAUUUAUUUCAUUUAAUUGCAGCAGUUUUGACUCUGACGAGGCCAGGAAGCAGAAAGCCUUCAGUUUGGCCCCCUCAGGUGGUGUUUUACCUGAAUUACAUUAUGAUUUCCGUCUGCUACAUAGAUCAUUCAAAGGAGGCAGUUGUAUCCCAUUUUCCACAGUAACGUCAACACAAAUUGAUAAGUGAUUUAGCUGAUGUGAUUUUUUUUUGUUAUUUUUUUUAAUUUUUUUUUUGGCUGCUGUUGUUGCAUCAGCAGUUUUGGCUGCUGAUGCAACAACAUUUCAAUUUCAAGAGUCAACUGCUGUGUGGAUUUUCAUUGCACUGUGGCUCUUAAAUUGCACACAUUAAAAUAAGUUUUUUGGUUUUUUUUUUUUACAUUUUAUCAAGGCUACACUUUUAUGUCCAUGAGAGUAACGACUCUUGUAUAGAAUUUAAUUAGAAGAUUUGAAUAAGAGGCCGUUGAGAUCAAACCUUUGAUAACCAUUUAGGCCUGUAAGUCAAGCACAGCAGCUUUACCUUGUAUUUCAUCAUGUGUUUUUACACAUGUUUGCUGUAUAAGGGUUUAACUGUAAUGCUGCUGACUGAACAGCUUAGAGGCCUAAAUCAUAAUUACAGUACGACACCCCCUGUUGAAACACUGUGACCAAUACUAGGAUUGUUUACAUAGUGAUUUGUUAAAGAUGUUUUCUACGUGCUGAAAUGUAUUGUCUGAGAUUUCACUACAGGGAAUGACUUUAUAUGACAGCCAAACAUGAGGUUUCCAUCCAUUUUUAUGCCUGAACAUGGGUACAUUCAUACCGUUAAGAGGAGAAAGGACUUGCAUGUAUUUUACUCUAAAUAUGUCUAAAGCCGUUAAAGGAGUUGUGUUCUAUAUAGUAACCGAACGUAUGGGAACCCAGUCCUAAACCAAUCAGUUGUAGCUGGCAAAAAACCUGGAAAAAAGGGUAACUUGAAAAUGUUUCUUAGCCCAGUUGUGUAGACUAUAUUAUGCAUAUUGUUUGCUGAUGUUUCUUUGGCAGUAGUGCUCUUGGAAUUGACCACUUCAGAAAUGUAUUACAGCACUUUGCAUACAUUUAACACAGUAUUAAUGUGGAGUUACUUUAAGUGUAAGUGUUGAAACAGUUGCAGUACUCCUUAAUAACAUGGCUUCCUAUGUAACAAUAUUUCCGGUUUGGCAUUGCCAUAAAUGAAAAAAAGAUCAUGUUAGAGCUCAAGUUAAGUCAGUACAAAUUAAAAAGUAAUUUGAAAAUACACAUUUUUAACCAGCAUGUACGGUGAGGUAAUGGAGUUAAAGUUGUGUUUUUUUUAAUGCAAUUCUCCACUCAUUUCACACCCACCUUUCUCUUUUGAUAGUCAUACCAAACUCCUUUCAAAAAUCUGCCGAUUUAUGUGCCCUUUUGACAUGACUUCUGAAUACCCCAUGAGAAAAUGUGUUUCCCAUAUAUAUUCAUCAUGGACGUUUUGCUUCAAGCAGCAGGCUUGUGACAACAGUCUUCCUCCAAAAUGUUUCCUGAAAUUGAACGUUGAAACUGAACAAGGAGCCGCUUGCUGAUCCAGAUGUACAUUAUGUCGGCAGAUUGAUACGAAUUCCAUAAAGCGCAGAUUUUUUAAUGCAGUUUGGCACAAUUUCGCCUCAGUGCGAGAGAAAAUUACACACACUGAGCAGAGAAAUUUUAUUAGGUUAGAGGUUUAACGUUGACAAGAGAUUUUCAGCGAGUAUUGUAGUAGAUGUCCCACAAGUGCCUUUUUUAUGUUUUUGUAAAGAAAUGUACGACAUGGCUAGAAAGUGCGUACUGCGUACUAAAAUAAUGCAUGAAUUACUUGACUAAAUCAGCACAGACUAAUUGUACGCAUAACAGUCAGUUUUGAAACUGCCAAUUAUCUGCAGCCAUCUUUAUACUGUAUGCCCAAGUCAUGCUUCCCUGCAUCCUCUGUAGGCCAGAUUAAUUUUUGUAUAUUAAUCAAUGUAAUAAAGUAGUGAUUAUUCUA
Messenger RNA from Scatophagus argus, 2935 nucleotides. It is a transcript of the gene rab31, whose product is annotated as RAB31, member RAS oncogene family. NCBI's taxonomy places the organism in Eukaryota, Metazoa, Chordata, Actinopteri, Scatophagidae. The coding region runs from base 171 to 755 and encodes 194 amino acids. The transcript is spliced from 7 exons. Gene Ontology annotation, molecular function: GTPase activity; GTP binding. The record is from RefSeq and is a predicted model, not a curated record.